AUCACCCCUCAACAUAUUUUUUUAAAUGCAAGUUUAAUGACCGGUGCCUAGUAGUUUUUCUUUGAAAGGACAGGCGGAAAUGAUUCGUCGUGACCCUUGCUAACAUGUUGCUAACACGGCAGGUGGGCUCAUUUAAUGCAGAGAGGCGUUUCUUGUUUAAGCGUGGGACUUAAAUCUAAACCAUUUAUCAUUUUCACGUUUCACAAAUAGACGAGUGUAAAAAAAAUGGAAAAUUGUAUGUAAAGCGUUUUGCUUCCGUCGCAGCAGCGGAGAAAAUGAUAACGGACGAACAUCACACACAAAUGCUACUGCUUCCGCCGAGGCCAGAAGGGCCCGCCUCUGAGGAGAAGUUGGCCUAUCAGUGAUGGCUGUGCUUAAUGACAUACACGCAGAUGGCCAAUCAGAGCCAGACACCAUGCCAGUGGACGGGGCAGAACGGCUGGCCCGCUGUGUCACCAUCGGGUCCCCACAACCCUAUGCCCAGCCUUCAGCAUCUCAACCUGGGAUCACAGUACCCUGAGCACCAGCAGUGGACAAACCAAACAAACAUGGGGUUUUCUAGUAAUGUCAACCACACUGUACAUCAUACUGAUACCAACGGCCCACUCAGUAUACCUGGUGUGAACAAAGUUGGAAAUGCACCUCCAUGUUUUUUACCCGUGGUGACGACGGAGACGCAGCUUCAGCAGAUGUCACCACACUAUCCUAAGAGACCUGAUCAAGCAAUACCUCCACCGCCCCAGCCCCUCUACUCACAGCAGGGCUCACUUCAUGGCAAUCUCCAAAUAACCCCCCAAUCAUUUGAAAAUUACGGAGGACAGUACCCUCAACACCACCAUGGAAACUUGAUGGACAGUUCUGGCUCACCGACAGGUACCGUCCAACCGCAGCCACAAUGUGUUCUUCCUCCACAGCUUAGAGGAACCACAGAUACUUUUGUUCCCAGUGCAGUUACACUGGACAAGAACUCCACACCACAGUCUCCUACCUCUGAAUCCCGUUACGGCCUGGACCCCGAGCUCCUGCCCAGUGCUGUCAAAGUGAUGGCAGAGGACAGGGCAGAGUGGGAGAACAAGGUGUUUGUCUCUGAAUUCUUCUCUGCUCUUCCUCCUCUUCCAACUACUUCCUGUCCUGUUGAAGACAAAGGUAAUACAAGUCCUUCUGUCAUUCGCUCCACCACCUACUGUGUGCCCUGUGAUGGUCAGACGGUCCUGCUAAGCCGUUUACCACUAGGGGCUCUGGUCACUCCCUUUGCAGAGCGAAAUGAUAAAGAGAUGCCCCUCCCUGUCUGCCAAGAGCCAGAGUGUGUAGUGGGGUGUAAGUACUGUGGAGCUUCCAUGUGCCCAGCGAUGAACUGGCAGGACUGUGGUCAGAGGUUUUACUGCCCCUUCUGUGGUAAACUCAGUGAAGUGCCCUGGCAGCAGUACCAGCCCACCAAGGGUGUGGCCGGUCCCCGGGCUGAUAAAGACCGAAGGCCUGAACUGAGUAUGGGCUCAUAUGAAAUAGUCCAUUCUCAGAGGGCUGAAGCAGCUGCACUGCUGCUGGCCAUAGAUGUGUCUGCAUCAGCACUGAGAGGAGGACAUCUGGAGUUUGUGAGCCAGCAAAUACACAUGCUGCUCAACUCACUGAACAGGGAGAACGGAGACGGUGUGUCAGACGUCAGGGUUGGCCUGAUGACCUAUGACAGCAGGAUCCACCUGUACAACCUCAGUCCUGCUCUAACCCGUCCACACAUGCUGGUCCUCACAGACACGGACGACUUGCAGCUCCCCGUGAGGGACGGCCUUCUGGUGUCUCUCAGAGACUGCAUUGACAGCAUUGACAGUGUGCUACAGCUUAUCCCUAAGUUCACAGAAGAGUGCAAUGUCCCUGGGGGAGUUUCAGUGAAGUUGCCGGUUACAGCGGGACUCACCGUGCUGCAGGCCUUGGACUGUCCUGGAAAGCUGCUGAUCUUCCACUCGGCCUCUCUGGUAGAGACAGAGCUCACAAACACCUCAGGGUUCUUUGGUUCUUAUAAACCAAAGUCCAUCUUUCAGCCAUCAGAGCCAGUCGUCUCCCUGGCCAAGGAGUGCAUUCACCAGGGCUGCAGCGUUCACCUGUUCUUCCUGUCUCAACAAGAUGUGGGCGGAGCCUGGCCUGGAUACAUUCCAUAUCUGACCGGAGGAGUUCUGCACACCUACAGCCAUCUCCAGGGAGAUUUGGACAGAGAGCAUUUCAGUGCUGAUCUGAAGAAGACCGUAGAGACGGACGUUGCCUACAGGGCUAAGCUCAGGAUUUUUGUCAGCAAAGAUUUACGUGUGUCCGGCUGUUAUGGACUUUUUGUCCCUGGAACUAGUCCUGCUCAGGUCACCAUGGCAGCCUUAGAUCACUGGACCACAGUGGCUGUGGAAAUUGCCCACACCAGGUCUUUGGAUGAAACCAGAGGCGCAGCCAUUCAGGCUGUCCUGUCCUACAGCACACAGACAGGAGAAAGACGGACCAGGGUCCACACGCUGACGCUGCGAUGCUCUCCUCACCUGCAGGAGGUUUUCCGUCACUUCCAGGCCCAAACUCUGCUCGCUUUCUACUGCAAGAAGAUGUACUGUACUGUAAUGGAGCGCCCUCUGCAGGAACUAAGGGAGGAGCUCCAGACAGAGGUAACUGAAGCUUUGGCUUCGUACCGGAAACACUGUUCCUCCGCUGCAGUCUCUACUGGACAGCUGGUCCUACCUCAGUACCUGCGAGCUCUGCCUGUAUAUGUCAACAGUUUGAGAAAGAGUGAGGUCCUGCUGCCAGGCAUGAGGACGUCCGUCCAUCAGAGACUGCAGCUGCGCUGCCAGGUGCUCGGCAUGGACGCCUGCGGGACGGCCACACACUUCUACCCUCAGCUGCUGUGUCUGCACACGCUAACUGAAAACUCAAAUACUCCUCCUGAGCUGAGGGGGGCGCUGCGGUGCACAGCUGUUAGCCUGGAGCCCAGGGGUCUGUAUCUGAUUCAUACUCCACUCACUCUGCUGCUCUGGGUGGGAAAUCAGGUCCCAGCAAACACACUGGCUGAAGUCUUUAACACAUCGUACGUCCCUUCACUGCCCUCUGGAGAGACCAAACUGCCAGAUCUGGACAGUCCUCUGUCCAUCAGUAUCAGAUCCCUCAUCAAUACUCUGAACUGUCAAGUGUCCAGGGCUCGUAAGCUGUGGGUGGUGAAACAGGGGGACACGUGUGAGGAGGUGAUGCAGCGCCACCUGGUGGAGGACAAGAGUCCCAACGGAGGGGCAUCCUAUGCAGACUUCCUCUACCAUCUUCACGUCAACUCUGUCCGCCUGUUGCAGUGACACACACACACACACACACA
This is a messenger RNA of Cynoglossus semilaevis (tongue sole), 3331 nucleotides long. RefSeq names its product protein transport protein Sec24C. The record is from RefSeq and is a predicted model, not a curated record. NCBI's taxonomy places the organism in Eukaryota, Metazoa, Chordata, Actinopteri, Pleuronectiformes, Cynoglossidae. Gene Ontology annotation, molecular function: SNARE binding; zinc ion binding. Gene Ontology annotation, biological process: endoplasmic reticulum to Golgi vesicle-mediated transport; intracellular protein transport; COPII-coated vesicle cargo loading. Gene Ontology annotation, cellular component: COPII vesicle coat; endoplasmic reticulum exit site. The transcript has 21 exons. Bases 378 to 3311 code for a protein of 977 amino acids.